Cololabis saira (Pacific saury) is the source of this 4116-nucleotide messenger RNA. Its product is annotated as ceramide kinase-like. The record is from RefSeq and is a predicted model, not a curated record. Gene Ontology annotation, molecular function: kinase activity. NCBI's taxonomy places the organism in Eukaryota, Metazoa, Chordata, Actinopteri, Beloniformes, Belonidae. The transcript has 12 exons. The coding region runs from base 190 to 1869 and encodes 559 amino acids.
GGUCCGUUAUGCACAUAUUACUGCACAUCCUGCAGCUCCUGCAAGCUGCUGCACCACAGUCCUGGUCCUGAACCUGGUCCUGGUCCUGGUCCUGGUCCUGGUCCUGAAUCCCCGCCUGCUCCGAGGCGACAUGCCCGGCCGCAGGUAGCCGCCCCCCCCCGGGUCUGCUGGGCCUGCUCCACCGGGCCGAUGGAGAGGGCGACCCGGCUGCUGCUGGUGGCCGAGCUGCGCGUCAGGAACGCGGCGUACGAAGUGAGCCUGAGCCGGUCCCUGCUGAGCUGGAAGAGACGGGCCCCGAGCCCCGUGUACCGGCCCUUCAGACCCAGUGUGCAGCACAGCGUACCUGUGUCUGAGAUCAUCUGUGUCCGAGAGGAAGACCAGGAAACCAGCCGUCGACGAAGAGAUGACGGCACCUGGAGGAAGUUCUCAGAGUCAGAGGGAAAGGACUGCAGGCAGGCCUUCACAGUGUGGUACGUGGAGCGACGUCGACAGCACCGCUGGCAGUGUGCUGACAUCACCUUCACCUGUCCAGGUGGACCGACCUGCCAGAGCUGGAUCAGAACCAUCACCGAGCUGAUCUCCUCCAUCGCCUGCCGGCCCAAGCAGCUGCUCGUCUACAUCAACCCCCACGGCGGGAAGAGACGGGGGAGGCGCAUCUAUGAGCAGCAGGUGGCGCCGCUGUUCGCCCGGGCGGGCGUCUCCACCCACGUCAUCGUGACGGAACAUGCCAAUCACGCCAGGGAUCACCUGCGGACGGAGGCGGAGCUGGACAAGUUUGAUGGUGUGGUGUGUGUGGGGGGAGACGGCAUGUUCAGCGAGAUGGUCCACGGUCUGGUCUGGAGGACCCAGGUGGACGCCGGCCUGGAUCCAAACUGUCCUGAAGAGACGCUGAAGCCCUGCUCACUUCACAUCGGAAUCAUACCUGCAGGUUCUACAGACUGCAUCUGCUUCGCCACCGUGGGAACCAAUGACCCGGUGACCUCUGCCCUGCACAUCAUCAUUGGAGACUCCCAGGCCUUGGACGUCUGCUCCGUCCACCACAACAGCACCUUCCUGCGGUACUCCGUCUCCCUGCUGGGAUACGGUUUCUAUGGAGACGUGCUUUCUGACAGCGAGAGGAAGAGGUGGAUGGGACCGGCUAGAUACGACUUCUCAGGUCUGAAGAUGUUCCUGACCCACCAUUACUACGAGGGAACCGUGUCCUACAUACCUGCCAGAAGAAUCCUGGGGACGCCACGGGACGCCACCAGGUGUCGCUCUGGAUGUGCAGUUUGUCGACACAACGGUCAGAUUCUGUCGGAGAAGGCUGACCAGUACCAGGUGGAGGAAACGUCUGACUGUGAGUCCAGCGGUGAGGAAACUGCCGAGGGGGAGUGGAGGACGGUCCGGGGGAAGUUCCUGGCCAUAAACGCCGCCAGCAUGUGCUGCGCUUGUCCCCGCAGUCCCAAAGGCCUCUCGCCUGCCGCCCACCUGGCCGACGGAACCGCAGACCUCAUCCUGGUCCGCAAAUGUUCCCGUCUGGACUUCCUGCGCCACCUGCUGCGCCACACCAGCAAAGACGACCAGUUCGACCUGACCUUCGUCGACGUCCACCGGGUCCUGCGUUUCCGCUUCACGCCGCGCCACUGCCAGAGCGACUCGGACCUGGACCUGAGGGAGCUCGGCAAGAGGCAGAUCUUCAGCCAGAUCUGCAGAGACCACCCGGCCUGUGGCUGCACCCCCGCCUUCGGCAGCUGGAACUGCGACGGCGAGAUCCUGGCGCACGCCGCCAUCGACGCCAGAGUUCACAGUCAGCUGAUCCGACUGUUCGCUCGAGGGAUCGAGGAGCCGCCGGGGUUCGAGGAGAUGGCCAGCAGCGCCGCGGUCUAAGCCCCGCCCCCACCGGUCCACGUCGCCGGCACCGCGGCUGCAGCCGCCGUCACCCGGAGACUGGUCACCCUGAGACUCGUCGGAGCUCGGACUCAGAAACUGCUUUUUAGGUCAAGAACGAUGGAUCCUUCCUGUCUAGACAGGAAGUGACGUCACUAUAUGUCUGGUCCCCCGGAGACUGGUCACCCGGAGACUGGUCGGAGCUCGGACUCAGAAACUGCUUUUUAGGUCAAGAACGAUGGAUCCUUCCUGUCCAGACAGGAAGUGAUGUCACUAUAUGUAGAACAGCUCUGAACGUGUUUCCAUCCUGAAAACCAGCAGAAGAUCCACAAGUGACAAACCCACUGGGAGGCUCCCCGGGUUCCCGGGACCGGUUCCUGGUUCCUGGUCCACCUGAGAUCAACUCCAGUCCUGAAUCCUUCAGAGAGACUUGAACUUUCCUGCCGCGUGUAGCUUCAGGACCAGGUUUCAGCGGUUCCCCCGGAUCUUUCUGGUUCAGGUCUCGUGGGUUCCCCGGACCUUCCUGGUUCAGGAGGCCUGCCGCUCCUCCCAGGACCAGGUGAGCAGAGCUAAUCUGGAUCCCAGACCAGACCGGUUCCUGCAGCAUCUUCAAGCCGUCAGACGGUUUUCAGACAAUCCUGAAUCUGUCGUAGCUCCUUGUUUCCAUGGAGACCUCGGUGGUCUUCAGCUCCCACACACCGAUGUUGUUCCUCCUCCGGACCAGCAGCUCCAGCACCGGGGACCAGCAGACCCUUUUAAAGUUUCAGGUUCCUUUCUGCAGUCCAGCUGGACUCGGACCGGAGGGAACCGGUGGCACGUGACGGGGCAGGCAGCGACCAAUCAGCUUCUACUGACGGGGCAGGCACCGACCAAUCAGCUUCUACUGACGGGGCAGGCACCGACCAAUCAGCUUCUAGGGGCGGGGCUCCAAGGCACCGACCAGUCUGGCAUCUGUGUUUGUAGCAGACAUUUUUGAUUUGAGAGUGUCAUCAGUGUUGUCACGCCGCUGUCCUUCCUAGCUCCGCCCCCUCACGCCGCUGCCCUUCCUAGCUCCGCCCCCUCACACCACUGUCCUUCCUAGCUCCGCCCCCUCACGCCGCUGCCCUUCCUAGCUCCGCCCCCCCACGUGCCACUGUCCUUCCUAGCUCCGCCCCCUCACGCCGCUGCCCUUCCUAGCUCCGCCCCCCCACGUGCCGCUGUCCUUCCUAGCUCCGGCCCCUCACACCACUGUCCUUCCUAGCUCCGCCCCCCCACGUGCCGCUGUCCUUCCUAGCUCCGCCCCCUCACGCCACUGCCCUUCCUAGCUCCGCCCCCUCACGCCACUGCCCUUCCUAGCUCCGCCCCCUCACGCUGCUGUCCUUCCUAGCUCCGCCCCCUCACGCCGCUGCCCUUCCUAGCUCCGCCCCCUCACGCCGCUGUCCUUCCUAGCUCCGCCCCCUCACGCCGCUGCCCUUCCUAGCUCCGCCCCCUCACGCCGCUGUCCUUCCUAGCUCCGCCCCCUCACGCCGCUGCCCUUCCUAGCUCCGCCCCCUCACGCCGCUGUCCUUCCUAGCUCCGCCCCCUCACGCCGCUGUCCUUCCUAGCUCCGCCCCCUCACGCCAAACGCCACUUCUGCUUCACGACAGGUUCUGACCAGGUCUGAGACCCAGGAUUCAGUCCUCACUUGUCCUCCAGCUUCUCCUCGUGGUCCAGUUCACAGUUGCCGUGGCGACUGAAGGCCACACCAGCAUCUCCUGUGGCACCAGGAAACCCCCAGCCAGGUGAAAGGAACCAAACAUCAGUUCCCUGGUUCCUGCAGGACGUCGGGGAACCUUCUGGUGUCGCUGAGAACAGACUUCAAACUGUUGAGUGAAAGAAGAUCCACCAGUUCCUCAACUGCCUCAGACUCCAUGAAGACAAUCAGCAGGAAGCUGCAGGACCAUCGCUGAUGGAGCUGUGGACGCAGGUUCUCCAGGUUCUCAACGUUCGUCUCGUAACCAAAAAUCUGCUGUUGAACUUUCAGAAACGUCGGACUGAGCUGCAGCUUUUUAUUUGUUAGUAAUGAAUCAUAUUUAUUGUAAACGGGUAAAUCUCCAGGUAAAAGUGUAGAAGUCUUCGUUGUUCCAUCUUCUUCAGGUCCAGAGUGAUUCUCGUUCCUGACGACGUCAGCUUUCAUGUCUGAACCGUUUCACUCUUGUUCUCCGACUCCGAGAAUUCGGAUUGGUCCGAUUCUGCUGUAGCGUCACUUUUUCAGAAAUAAAACCUUUU